Nymphalis io (European peacock) is the source of this 5930-nucleotide messenger RNA. It is a transcript of the gene sno, whose product is annotated as protein strawberry notch-like. Bases 167 to 4222 code for a protein of 1351 amino acids. Gene Ontology annotation, biological process: regulation of DNA-templated transcription. Gene Ontology annotation, molecular function: chromatin DNA binding; histone binding. The transcript has 27 exons. NCBI's taxonomy places the organism in Eukaryota, Metazoa, Arthropoda, Insecta, Lepidoptera, Nymphalidae. Gene Ontology annotation, cellular component: nucleus. The record is from RefSeq and is a predicted model, not a curated record.
GAAGCAUUGACCGCCGUCAGGUCGUCUGGUUUUUAUCAAGUGCAAAAUAAGUAGUUUUUGCAUUUUUCAUUUCGUGCGUGAUGUUAAUGUGAAGAUUAUUACCAGUUAUUACCUGUUCUAUACUUAAUAUCUAAUUCUUACCAAGAAAAAAGUUAUUCAAACAAAAAUGUCAAAACGUAAAGCUUUUGGUGAUAACUCUCCCGCCGCUUCAGAUGAUGAUUCGGAUUUUGAUGAUGAUGAAGACCCAGAUAAUUUGGAAGUGCCAGGUGGAGGGAAAACAUUGGCGGCGGCGGCUCGAUUUGGCGACAAAACGAAGAACCCUCAGACCUCAGUACCGGUCAUGGUCAAAGCUACCACCAACCCAUUAGCGGCGCCCUCUGGUUUAGCUUUCGGCCAAAUGUCAAACGUAAAGCCGAUCAAAAUAUCUGCCAGCUCACUCACGAAGCCCAUCAAUUUGGGCUUAGGCAGAGGAGGGGCGCUAAACGGUGGCUUGUCGGUAGUGGCGGCGCCGGUGGCGUCGUUCGCGGCGGGCACCUCCGCCUACAACGCCGCCUCGCUACUCGCUCAGAUGGAAAUGGUCGGCGUGCAGGGUAUGAACUCCUACCUCCUGCAGAAUCUGAACCAGAUCCUAGCAUCAGGAAUGGGAGGGCCACUCGCUGGUAUGCUGGGACAGUUCGCUCAGCUGCCAAACUGGGGACAGAUGAAAGGAAUGUGGCCAACUGAUAAGAUGCCGGGAGAAGAGGAGGAAGUUGACGACGAAGAAAUGGGCGUCGCCGAGACGUACGCCGACUACAUGCCCACAAAACUAAAGCUGGGCCGGAAGCACCCGGACCCGGUGGUGGAGACGGCGUCGCUGUCAUCGGUGGAGCCGGUGGACGUGACGUACAGCGUGAGCCUGCCCGACGACACGGUGCGCAACGGGCUGCUGUCGGCGCUGCAGCUGGAGGCCGUGGUGUACGCGUCGCAGGCGCACGAGCACCUGCUGCCGGACGGCACGCGCGCCGGCUUCCUGGUGGGCGACGGCGCCGGCGUGGGCAAGGGCCGCACCAUCGCCGGCAUCAUCUUCGAGAACUACCUCAAGGGCCGCAAGCGCGCCGUGUGGGUGUCCGUGUCCAACGACCUCAAGUACGACGCCGAGCGCGACCUGCGCGACGUGGGCGCCGCCAAGAUCGACGUGCACUCGCUCAACAAGUUCAAAUAUGCCAAGAUAUCGUCGGCGAUAAACGGAAACGUGAAGAAGGGUGUGGUGUUUAGUACGUACUCCGCCCUUAUCGGGGAGACGCAGGCCAACACUAAAUAUCGCACGAGACUCAAGCAGCUGCUGCAGUGGUGUGGGGAGGACUUUGACGGAGUCAUCGUUUUUGACGAAUGUCACAAAGCCAAAAACCUGUGCCCCGUGGGGUCCGGCAAAGCCACAAAGACCGGUCUCACGGCUUUGGAGCUCCAGAACAAGUUGCCGAAAGCCCGCGUGGUGUACGCGUCGGCCACAGGCGCUUCCGAACCCCGCAAUAUGGCCUACAUGGUGCGUCUCGGGAUUUGGGGGGAGGGGACUCCGUUCCCGACUUUCAUGGACUUCAUUAAUGCCGUCGAGAAACGGGGUGUAGGUGCGAUGGAGAUAGUCGCCAUGGACAUGAAGUUACGAGGAAUGUACAUCGCGAGGCAGCUAUCUUUCCACGGAGUUACAUUCAAGAUAGAGGAAGUGCCGCUUUCUGAAUCCUUCAGAGAAGUUUACGACAAAGCCGUGGCACUGUGGGUGGAGGCGAUGCAGCGAUUUACGGAGGCUGCCGAACUAAUAGACGCGGAGCCCCGCAUGAAGAAGACUAUGUGGGGACAGUUCUGGUCCGCGCACCAAAGGUUUUUCAAGUAUCUCUGCAUCGCUGCAAAGGUGAACCAGGCGGUGGUGACCGCUCGCGAGGCGGUGAAGUGUGGCAAGUGCGUAGUGAUCGGUCUGCAGAGCACGGGCGAGGCGCGCACUCUGGACCAGCUCGAACGCGACGACGGAGAGCUCAGCGACUUCGUCUCCACUGCCAAAGGUGUAUUCCAAACAUUAGUAGAAAAGCAUUUCCCGGCCCCAGACAGGGAGAGGAUCAACCGUCUCCUGGGACUGGAGGCCAAGGGGAAACCCCCGGCUCCCGUGCCUACUUUUAAUGGAAAGAACGGAAUGGAAGAUGCUAAUUCAUCCAAGAGAAAAUUGACUGCACGACAGCAGGCCAACGCGGCGAAGCGGCCGCGCGCCGGCUCCUCCGACGACGAGUUCAUGCGCUCCGACGACGAGGCGGAGGCGGAGGCCGAGCGCGACUCCGAGGACGAACGCCGCGCCUCCGACUCGGAUCUCAGCGACUUUAACCCCUUCCGCGCCGGCAGUGACAGCGAUGAUGAACCGUGGCUGGGUCGCAAAAAGAAGGCCGCGAAAAAGAAAAAAUCUCGAGUAAAGAAGAAGGCGGCGAGCACGCAGGACAAGAUCGAGACCAUGUUCGAGCGGAAGAGCCAGCCCGCCGCGCCGAGAGCCGCGCCGGCCGGCACACCCGUCGGCACCAACGGCCUCUAUCUGGGUCCUACGCGCACGCAGCCGCCGGCGCGCUCCGCCAUCGAGCGCGCGUGCAGCAUGAAGGAGCAGCUGCUGCUGGCCAUCGAGCGCCUCGGCCGCCGCCUGCCGCCCAACACGCUCGACCAGCUGGUGGACGAACUCGGCGGCACCGACAACGUCGCCGAAAUGACAGGUCGCAAAGGUCGCGUGGUUCAAACAGAAGACGGUCAGAUCCUUUACGAAAGUCGGUCAGAGGCAGAUGUGCCUCUCGAAACUUUGAACCUCACGGAGAAGCAAAGGUUUAUGGAUGGUGAGAAAGAUGUGGCGAUCAUAUCUGAAGCGGCAUCCAGUGGUAUCUCGUUGCAAAGUGAUCGAAGAGCGCGAAAUCAAAGGCGGAGAGUUCACAUAACUUUGGAACUACCUUGGUCCGCAGACCGAGCCAUACAACAAUUUGGACGCACACAUCGGUCGAAUCAGGUGAACGCGCCGGAGUACAUCUUCCUCAUCUCAGACCUGGCGGGUGAACGGCGGUUCGCGUCCACGGUGGCGAAGCGCCUGGAGUCGCUCGGAGCGCUCACACACGGAGACCGCCGCGCCACAGAAAUGCGUGACCUCAGCCAGUUCAACAUCGACAACAAAUACGGUCGCACGGCACUGGAGGCGGUGAUGAAAGCGAUAAUGAAGUAUGAGACGCCGCUGGUACCGCCGCCACGCGACUACGCCGGGGACUUCUUCCAAGACGUGGCGUCCGCGCUCGUCGGUGUCGGGCUCAUCGUCAACACGGAGAACGCGCCAGGAGUGCUCUCCUUGGAUAAGGAUUACAACAAUAUGUCUAAGUUCCUAAACAGAAUACUCGGCAUGCCUGUAGAACUGCAGAAUAGACUUUUCAAAUACUUUACGGACACGCUCACCGCUGUCAUGGAGCAGGCGAAACGCAGCGGCCGCUUCGACCUCGGCAUCCUGGACCUGGGCGGCGCCGGCGACAGCGUGCGGCGCGUGCGCUGCGUGCGCUUCCUGCGCCGACACGCCACGGGGCAGGCGCCCGUCGAGCUGCACACCGUGCACUCGGAGCGCGGCAUGGAGUGGUCGGACGCGCUGGACAAGUGGUCGCAGACGGAGGCGCUGGGCGAGGCGACGGAGGGCGACGGCUUCUACGUGUCGGCGGCGGCGCGCGGCGGCAAGCUGUCGGCCGUGCUGUGCCUGGCGCAGCGCGCGCGCCGCGAGCGGGAGCGCGAGCGCGCCAAGGAGCGCAUGUUCCAGGUCUACCGGCCUAACACGGGACUGCAGCUGAAACUCGAGUCUCUGGCCGAGAUUGAGAAGAAAUAUCGUCGUGCGAAUUUAACCGAAGCGGAGACGGCGUGGCGCGCGCAGCACUCUGCCUCGCUGCGCGUGUGUGCGCAUGCGUACUGGCGCAACGCGUGCAGGAACGCAGACCACUGCGAGGUGGGCCUGCGCUUGCGCACGUAUCACGUGCUGGCGGGCUCGGUGCUGGCGGUGUGGGCGCGGGUGGAGGCGGCACUGGCGGCGCGUUCGGCCGCCAAGAUGCAGGUCGUGCGUAUCAAGACUGACGACGGACUGAAGAUCGUUGGUACGCUUAUUCCAAAGAAUUGCGUAGAGACGUUAAAAGAAACGCUUUCGUCGGACGCGGUGUCUGUCACGGAGCAGACUUUCGAGCAAGCUGACGCCCUGAAGUGAACGCUACGGCGCACGACACUAACUAAAAUAGCGUAACGCGACCCCUACAGUUCCUCUAUCUUUUUAUUUUAUACCGGCGCCGCACAGAUCAAAUAUUCGUUUGAAUGUAUAGAAUCUUUUUAUGAAACUUUGGUCUGUAAGUAACAAAAGCGAAAGAAGUAUACGCAAGCCUUCGUAAAUAUUGAAAAACAACUGGCAGCCUGUGACUUCUUUGAACGAGGACAUGCACGAAAGUCGUCUGGGUCACAGACCCAGACGACUUUGGUACAUGAUGGGCUGUUGCGUGAAACCUUGCCAAAAAUGUGUAUGGAUUUGAAUAUUCGGAGAGGAGGAGGCCUUAUACGUCUGAGACGAUCAAAAUUGGGUCUCGAAUGUAGUCAAUUACGGGCGAUACGAUGUGGUACGACUGAUUUUUCUCAUAGUUUCUCCUUUCUGAUUGCUUUAGUUUAUCCAAUAAUUAUACGUAAUAGUUAAACGUGCAUAUUAAGAAAGUUCUGCUUCUAAUAUACCGGCUUUAGAUUCUCUACAGGGUAUAAGACUGUUCUCUUUGUUUUUUUUUGCCUGUAUGUAGAUAAUAAAAAAAUAAUCUUUCUUAAUUUGCGCGAAUAAAUCAAUUUCAAUUUCGUUUCUAAGAUUUUAGAUGUAUCUAGAUCGGAGGUCUUCUGUAAGAUUGUGAUAGUUAGAGAGUGAGUUUAUCGAAUGAAUAAUGGUUCCUUAGUGAUGCGAAUAUAUGCAUAUGUGCAUAUACCGGUUUUAGUAUAUUUUUUAUUUAUGACAUGGUACCAAUGGAUCCAAUAUUUUCGAUUUCAACUUCGCCUAAUAUUAUUUAUUAGUAAGUUGUUGUAUACGAAGAAAUAAUUGUUGUUUUGUACAAAUGUAGCGUUAUAAUUUAUAUCAAUGUCGUAAUGUAUUAGGUUUUUAUUCGAAUAAUUAUUUAUCUAUCAGUUAGUAAUAAAACUGGACGUAAAUAUGUCGAUGUCAUCAAUAUAAUUUUAACCUUAAAAGUUACAAUUCUCAAAUUUCUAUCUCUGCAUUGUCUUAUGGUAUUGAAACAUAAGGCGCGUCGGAUGCGACUAAUCGCUCUUUAUAUCGAUUUAUUCUAAUAAAUUAAUGUUAACUUGAAAAAAUUAUGUUAUCUUCAAUAAUAGUAUUACAAUUUGCAUUAAAAUAAGAUGUUUUCGAUAAGAAAUAGGAUAAUGGUACACCUACACGUAUUUUCGUCGAUAUGAUUGUAAUCGUGCAAUUUAUAAGUUUGAUGUUUAUUCACUAAAAAUUAUAUACGAAUUAUUCGGACCUAGUCUAUUUACUCGAAAAUUAUUAAAGUAAUUGGUUAUAAAUGUUAGUUUAAAUUAAAACAGGGCUUCAUAAUUGUUUUAUAUUACGAUUAUUAAUUUGACUGUUUUUAUCAUAAAAAAAUAGCCACGAAUAUUUACUUACCUGACUUCAUUAGACAUUUGUGAAAUCCUGAUUUAAAUUAUUACUUAAAAAAUAUUCAGUUGUUUAAAUGUCAGUGUGAGCAGUCUUUAUAGAAUAGAAUAGAAGUGAAGACAAAUUAUAGUUUUAACGUAAUACUAAUUUAGAUUGUUUCGUGUAUUAAUGAUUACAUUAUUUUAGUGCUGGAUGUAACAAGAUGUCGAAGAUUGUACACCCAUGUUGAACCCAUCUUACGUGUUUGUGUAAAAAGACAAAUAUAUGUAUAUAAUUAUAA